AACAAUACGCCAUCUUGGAUAUCACAUGGACUUUAAAGUGAACUUUCCAUCAUUCUAUCGAAAUAAGUCGCACUUUUGUUUUUUUAUACCCUCGUGACAUCCACAUUAACGCGCCUGAAUGGUUGCCAAGAUGUUUCAACUGGCUCGAGUCGUCUGUAAUAUUCACCGAAUAAUAAACCGAACAAUAACGAGGAGCGGUUGAAAUGCCCACUUCACUGGAGAGUUUUCCGGGACCAGUUCUGUCACGGCUAACAUUGUGUCAGUUUCGCUGUCUUCACAUGAUAGCAUCUGGAGGCGGAACAGAAGCAGUGGUGAUCGUUGAAAAUAGUCUAGAGAGGAAAAAGCAAUGAGAAGCAGCAUGAAGGUGUGACAACAACUAACAAGUGCUGGAGAUAGUCUGGAGGGGGAAAAGCAACGAGAAUCAGCAAGGUGUGACCAGAACUAACAAGUUGAGCAAUCGUAAUGUCAACAUCCUCACCUUAAAGAAGAAACUCACGCGCUGCAAGCAGGGUUCGAACCUGUGCAGGUUCAUUAGAUUUCAUUAGUGCUGAAGAUAGUCUGGAGGGGAAAAAGCGACGAGAAGCAGCAUGAAGGUGUGACCAGAACUAACAAGUGGGAGACGAGAGAAACAUUAACGGCGGGAGGAGACACGGUGGGAGGAUGAGGAGGGAGAGAGGAAGGCAGGGCGUCUGGCGGAGAUGAGAGUAUUUAUAGGUGGAGGCAUGAGGAGGUAGAACGGCAGCCGGAGGGAGGAGAGAGGAAGAUACAAAGAGAGGAGGAGAACUCAGACACAAUAAGGAGAAGACAAAGAGGAGAGGAGGAGGAGCGAGGCACCAUGCUGAGGAGGAAGAGGAGCGUGUCGUUCGGAGGCUUCGGCUGGAUUGAUAAGUCCACGGUCAGCGCUCUGAGAGGUCGCAAACAGGAGCACCUAUCCAUCUCCAAUGUUCCUGUGGCAGACUGCCCCCCCUCCCCACCUCGAACUGCACCCCCCACCAUGAAGUCGGCUCAUUUCUUCGACAUGAUGGACAAAAUGGAGCAGGUUCCAGAAGCUGCCGAGAUGAAGACGAUCCCUCAGAGACAGAAGGACGACUACAUUCCUUAUCCGAGGAUAGAGGAGGUGUUGGAGAGGGGGGCGCCUUACCCUCAGGUCAUCCUGCCUCAGUUCGGAGGUUACUGGAUCGAGGACCCCGAGGCUCCUCCUCCCACCUCCUCAGAGAGUAGGGGUGAGGGGGAGGAGGAGGAGGCUGGAGAGAGACGGGAGGAAGAUACACCCCAUGGGGAUUAUGGGUACCAGCUGGAGGAGAUCAAUGAGGCAGCACGGGCGUACAGGAAACACUUUCUGGGCAGGGAGCAUCUGAACUUUUCCUGCUUGGCCAGCAGUCUGGGAAAUCUGCUGCUGUCGGUGAGACACGAGGAGGACGGAGAACAUGAGCACCUCCACGUUAUCAUCAGGUCUCGGGUGAAAAGCGUCUACCACAGAUUAUCGCUGUUAGAGCUGCCGGACAUCCCGAGUGUACCAGAGCUGGCUAAGCUGUUGUGCGAUGAAGCAGCAGGACUGCGAUUCACUCCUGUCCUCUACCCGAAGGCGUCUCGGCUCAUAGUGAACUACGACGAGCACGACGUCAACAACACCUUCAAGUUUGGAGUCAUUUACCAGAGAUUUGGGCAGAUGUCUGAGGAGGAGCUUUUUAGGAACAAUGAGGAGACGCCAGCCUUCACAGAGUUCCUGCAGCUCCUGGGAGACACAGUGGAGCUGCAGGACUUCAAGGGGUUUCGGGGGGGUCUGGAUGUGUCUCACGGUCAGACAGGGUCUCAGUCCAUCUACACCGUCCACCGACAGCAGGAGAUCAUGUUCCACGUGUCCACCAAGCUGCCCUUCACCGAGGGAGACGCUCAGCAGCUGCAGCGGAAACGUCACAUAGGAAAUGACAUUGUGGCGGUGGUGUUUCAAGAAGAUGCUACGCCCUUCGUCCCCGACAUGAUCGCCUCCAACUUCCUCCACGCCUUCAUCCUGGUGCAGGUGGAGGAGCCCUGCUCCGACAGCACCUCCUACAAGGUGUCCGUCACAGCCCGAGAGGACGUACCGCCGUUUGGCCCGCCCCUUCCAAAUCCAGCUGUCUUCAAGAAGGGUCAGGAGUUCAGAGAGUUUCUUCUCACCAAACUCAUCAAUGCAGAGCUGGCCUGCUACAAGAGUGACCGAUUUGCCCGGCUGGAGGAGCGAACUCGGGCUGCCCUGCUGGACAGCCUCCACGACGAGCUGCAGAGACGCUCCCAGUGCAUGCUGGGAUUGAUGUCAGGCCUGGAGGAGGAGGGCCGGGCGGAGAACGGACACGCCCACGGAGGACUGCUGGAGUCCAUCAAGAGGGCGAUGCGAGGGCGAAGCGUCUCCAUGGAAACCAUGUCGCGGGGCGGGGCCGGACUUCCCACCAGCCUGAGUGGAGGCGGUCUGGCUCACAUCAGCGUUGAGUACAACGUGAAGUCUCCCGUGAAGAGGCGUUCGGGGCUUUUCCCUCGUCUGCUGAGCGUCGACAGCCAAACGGAGAAACACAACCACAGGAGUCUCCUCAGCGAGCAGAGGAGCUUCGACAGCUGCCACCCGAUGCUGGAGGUGAGGUCAGAGGUGCCGUCCAAUCCCAGCUCUCCGGAGGCGGGGCAACGGGACAGGAUUCACACGAAAAAGGAGAGCAGUAAGAUUUCCAGGUCGACCUCCAGCACCUGCAGCUUCAGCGUCCCUGCCGAUGACACUCACCUGGCUGCUGAGGCUCAGAGUUCCAGUCCGUUGAUCAUCUGUCGCAGCCCAACAGACACGAGAAGCAAAAACUCUCCCAGAACCAACCUCAAGUUCCGUUUCGACAAGAUGAGUCACUCGGCUGCACAGGGACACUAAGCUGUGAGGAUGGCAGCGGGAGGAUAUAAUCGGAGGUUCAGCGACAUAAAUCUGAAGAUCUGUAGAUCACACACACGUCUUUCUAUCUUUGUGAGGACCAUAAUGUGAAACACUGCUCCCCUUUCUGCAGAACUCGUCUAAUUUUACAUUUAAAUGUCAAAAACUUCUCCUGUAAACUUCAUAGAGCCACAGCUGACGGCUCCACCUGAAGAAAACACUAAAAAAACCAUCCAUUUAUUUACCUCAGUGAAAAUAUAGGGCAGUGGAAACACAAUUCACAUGGAAGAAGUGCACUGUUUUCUCAUUUUACAGGAAACCUACUGAAAUAUGAAUCAUAAAACUGUUUUAAUUUGA
Amphiprion ocellaris (clown anemonefish) is the source of this 3241-nucleotide messenger RNA. RefSeq names its product rap1 GTPase-activating protein 2-like. Gene Ontology annotation, cellular component: cytoplasm; plasma membrane. NCBI's taxonomy places the organism in Eukaryota, Metazoa, Chordata, Actinopteri, Pomacentridae. Gene Ontology annotation, molecular function: GTPase activator activity. Bases 836 to 2887 code for a protein of 683 amino acids. Gene Ontology annotation, biological process: regulation of small GTPase mediated signal transduction; activation of GTPase activity. The record is from RefSeq and is a predicted model, not a curated record. The transcript has 29 exons.